AUGGACAUCAUAUACGAACAGUGCUUUAAACAGCUCGAUUCAGAAGAUAAAGCAAGUUUUGAACCGGUCGAUUUUCCCCUCACCGGAUUCUGUAAUGAAGCUGUAUUCCCAUUAGGGCAAAUCGCUUUCCCGGUGACUUUAUCAGAUGGCAAACAUUCACGAACAGUUACAGUCAAUUUCAUGGUCAUGCCAGCAACAUCACGUCAUGAUGUUUUGCUCCGGAGAAGGUCACAAAGAGAAUUCAGCAUGAUCACUUCCAUUCCACAUGCUGCUUGUGGAUUUCCGACAGAAAUCGGAGUUGCAAUUCUCUAUUCAAGCAAAGAAGUCAUGUCCGUGGACGAUGAACCACCAGCAAAGGUAGUCAAAUCUUCGGCAGCAAACGAACCAGAGAAAUGGGUUCUGAACAACGAAUACCCAGAGCAGACCAUUCUGCUAGGACAAGCCAUUUCACCAGCAACACGCAUACAACUGAAAGAGUUGUUGUCUACCAACAAAGAUAUAUUUGCCUGGUGCCCAGCAGACAUGACUGGAGUUCCACGCGACAUCGCGCAACAUUGUCUAAACAUCAAACCAUCAGUAGAACCUGUUGCUCAGGGGAGGCGCAGCUUCAGUGAAGAAAAAGCAAAAGCAAUGGACGAGCAAGUGACAGAGUUACUCAAUGCGGGAAUCUUGCGCGAAGUGAAAUACCAUACAUGGGUUGCCAACCCAGUGAUGGUACAAAAACAUAGCGGCGGGUGGAGAAUAUGUGUCGACUUCAAGGACCUAAACAAAGCAUGCCCCAAAGAUUGCUACGCGCUCCCAGAGAUAGACAAAAAAGUCGACUCUCUAACAUCAUUCAGAUGGAAAUGCUUUCUCGACUGUUAUAAGGGUUAUCACCAGGUCCAGAUGAAAAAAGAAGACGAAGACAAAACCGCGUUCCGCACAGAUAAAGGCAUCUACUGCUACACGAAAAUGCCGUUUGGCUUGCGCAACGCAGACGCAACUUAUCAACGCCUAAUGGACACAGUCUUUAGCGGGGAUACUGGCAAAACUGUCGAAGUAUACAUGGAUGACCUCGUCAUCAUGAGCCAUGAAGAGGAGACAAUGCUCAACAAUAUCCAGCGCACGUUCGAUUCCUUACGUAGCGUGAACUUAAAACUUAACCCGACAAAAUGCUCCUUCGGCAUGGAAGAAGGAAAAUUUUUGGGUUUCAUAGUUACAAGAGACGGCUUUAAGGUUAAUCCAGAAAAAGUGCAGGCCAUCCAGCUAAUGCCAUCACCUGCAACAGUCAAAGAAAUGCAAAGGCUCGCUGGACGAUUAGCAGCUCUGAACAGAUUUUUGGCUAAUCAUGCGGCAAAAUCUUAUCCAUUUAUCAGUACGCUGCGAAACUGCGGAAAGAAAACUCCUUUUCAAUGGACGCCUGAAGCAGAAGCAGCAUUCAAGCAAAUGAAAGAAUGUUUAAUUCAGCUGCCAACACUGACCGCGCCAAAAGAAAAAGAACCGUUAAUCUUAUAUCUGUCAGCCGCGGAAGUAGCGGUAGGCGCAGUAUUAAUGGUAGAACGGGAAAAUAUCCAGACUCCAAUCUACUAUAUCAGCAAAAUGCUCACUGGCCCCGAAACUCGUUACUCAAUGAUAGAAAAAUUGGUUCUAACACUAAUACACGCAUCCAGACGCUUGCGCAGGUACUUCUCAAGCCAUGUCAUCACAGUUCUCACGAAUUAUCAUUUAGGCCAAAUCUUGUCAAAACCUGAUGUGGCGGGAAGAUUAGUUAAAUGGGCCAUUGAGCUGGGAGGCUACAACAUUUUUUACAGACCAAGACCAGCAAUCAAAGGGCAAGUUCUAGCAGACUUUGCCACUGAAGUUCCCAUCGAUAAAAUACAAGAAUGUGAGGCAAUCCAGAACCCAACACCUGUUUUCGACGACAGAGUCUGGACCUUACACACAGAUGGUGCUUCCAAUGAUGAUGGAGCAGGAGCAGGCCUCCGAUUAGUCAGUCCGGAUAAUCACGAACUUACAUAUGCCAUACGCUUAGAUUUCCAAAGUACCAGCAAUGAAGCAGAAUACAAAGCAUUUUUAGCAGGUCUCCGUCUAGCACUCAAAAUGGGGGCAAGAAACCUUGAAGCCAACGUUGACUCAAAGCUAGUAGCCGAACAAGUUAACGGUCGUUAUGAUGCGAAAGGGGAAGCUAUGGCGUUGUACCUUGAACAAGCGCGGAUGUUAAUCAGCCAAUUUCAAACAUUCAAAGUUAAUCACAUAAACAGAAGCGAGAACAAGCACGCUGACGCGCUAAGCAAGUUAGCUGCUACCAGCUUUAAGCACUUACCAAAGGAGGUACGCAUAGAGGUAUUAUCCAACCCUUCCAUUCAUCUCAAGCAAGUAAGCGUCAUAGAAAUGGGAGAUUCAUCCUGGAUGUCUCCAAUCAUCUUGUACCUUCAACACGGAAAACUUCCGGAAGGAAAGGCAGAAGCUCGAAAAAUACAACACAAAGCAAUAAAUUACGAGAUGGCGGAUGGCGUCCUUUAUCGAAAAUCAUUCAUGGGCCCAUCACUACGCUGUGUUGAUAAAACAGACGCCCAAUACCUAGUCAGAGAAAUCCACGAGGGAUUAUGCGGGAUACACGCGGGACCGCGCAUGGUCGUGGCAAAAAUAAUGAGUGCCGGAUACUACUGGUCAGGAAUGCACAUGGACGCAGUUGAUCUAUUAAGAAGAUGCGAGGCAUGUCAACGCCACGCACCAAAGACAUUCCGACCCAAAAAUCCGCUAAUUCCCGUUACUUCCGCCUGGCCAUUCCAACAGUGGGGCAUCGAUCUUGUUGGCCCAUUUCCUGACGCGCCGGAAGAUCUUCAAAAAUGGUUCAAAGAAAUGAAGAUCGAGCACAACUUUGCCUCCGUUGCGCAUCCUCAAGCGAACGGUCAGGUAGAAAGCGUAAACAAACAAAUCGUUGACGGCAUAAAAGCGCGACUUGGGACAGCGCGCAGAGGGUGGGUUGACGAACUUCCCAGCAUCCUCUGGGUGCAUCGAACAAUGCCAAAGACUAGCACCGGCGAAACUCCGUUCAGUCUAGUCUAUGGGUCUGAGGCCGUCAUUCCAGCUGAGAUAGGUUUACCGUCACCGCGCAUGAUAGCCAUGGAAAAACAGAACAAUGAACAAGAGCGAAGAAUGGAUUUGGAUCUUCUGGAAGAGAGGCGUGAGAACGCCGCCAUAACGGAAGCAAGGUACAAAUCCAAGCUCGAAAAAUAUUACAAUGCGCGCGUGCGUGUUUGCACCUUCAUCCCCGGCGAUUUUGUCUUGCGCGACAAUGAGGCCUCAAACGCUGAAAAGCCCGGCAAAUUAGCGCCAAGAUGGGAAGGACCAUACGUCAUUAACGAGGACCUAGGCAAGGGGGCAUAUACCCUAAAAAAGAUCGAUGGGACCCUAGUCCCCCGCACCUGGAACGCACAACAGUUGCGCAGGUGUUACAUAUGA
This is a messenger RNA of Helianthus annuus (common sunflower), 3444 nucleotides long. RefSeq lists its product as uncharacterized. Gene Ontology annotation, molecular function: nucleic acid binding; RNA-DNA hybrid ribonuclease activity. The coding region runs from base 1 to 3444 and encodes 1147 amino acids. The transcript has 2 exons. The record is from RefSeq and is a predicted model, not a curated record. Lineage: Eukaryota; Viridiplantae; Streptophyta; Magnoliopsida; Asterales; Asteraceae. Gene Ontology annotation, biological process: DNA integration.